ACGCUACUGACGAAGCUCCUAGCCGCUCACGACGUUCAUGUGGAGUGCCGUGUGGCGAAGCGGAAUGAGAGCGGCGAAGACUAUCCGAGCCGCAUACACUCGGACUUCUCCAACUUCUACGCCAUCUCGGCUGCUCCAAGCUUGAGCAACGGUGUGCUCCACGAGCCGCCGGCGCAAACGGCCGCCCUCAUUCACAGCGCGUCAUUGCCAUCUAUCGAGCCUUGUCAAGUCGAACCUCGCUCGCGGCAACGAAGCGUUUCCUUCAUUGAGGGGCAAGAAGAAGGAGGCAAGAAGGACAAGGAAGAAGACUUUCCUUCAGAAGCCUCUGUCGCGAGCCAGCGCUUCGACAUGCACAAUGCUUGGCGCAGACUUGGAGAAGAGCAGGUGUCCAAAUCGAGUCGAUGUCAGUCAUCUUUGCCUUCAGAUACCUUAAACCUCAGGGCAAACGACAUGUCCGGGCAACCCAGCAUGGCUCGUUUGUGGGCUGUAGUUGCAAUUCUCAGUCUUGUUCUUCAUGCUGCGGCCUUGCCCUUGGUGGCCUUUCUGCCAAGAGAAAUCCACUGGGUGGAUGCAAUCAGUCUGACGACAGCAUUGUUUUGGGUGAUGACACUCCCGGUGGCAGCAUAUCGAUGGACUGGCCAUGUCUCGUCUUCAGCUGCGGCAUUCAGAGCAGCUGCAGUUGAGACGCUUCUAAUUGCCUUGCUGCUCCUGGAUCUGGCGAUUCCGCUUCCGCUGGAAUUGAAGACGCUCUGUCAAGGCUUGCAACUAACACGCCUUCGACAUCUCCCAAAGCUAUAUGCACUUUCGGGUUUGCCAAGGAGCGUCCGCCGGUGGAAUCGUCAGCAUACGCGCGAAGCGCAUGGCAUAAGCAUGUUCUUGAUAAAUCUGGUUGCGUGUGCAAUGUUCUUACAUUACACGACAUGCCUUUGGUUUGCGGUGGGCUCCCUGCCUGAUGGUUGGAUUGCUGGGAGUGGCCUGGAAACAUUGUCAGUGCCAGAGCAAUAUCUGAAGACUAUUGAAUGGGCCCUGUCCCGUAUGCCUGCGUCACGGACGACUGAAAACAUGCUCCUGAGCACACAGACAGAGAGGAUACUUGCAUUGCUGGCAACAGGCCUUGCGAUUCUCAUUGGUUCAGUUUUCACAUCCAUUAUAACCAACGAACUCUCCGAUAUUCGCCGGGCGCACCGAACACGGUCUGAAGCGCAGCAUCAAGUUGAGGAUUACCUAUCAACCUUCCCAGUCUCUUGGGAGCUAGAGAGCGGCAUGAGGGAAUGCUUGCAACGGAGUACACGAACCGCGCUGGUGCCCAGCAAGGAGGACAUGGAUAAAGUACUGCCGGAAUAUUUGUAUCGUGAGUUGUGCCGUGAGGCUCUCUCCCCUGUUCUUGCCAAGCAUGAGUUUUUCGGGGGGCUGCUUGGUGGGUUUGUGGCCUUGCAAUACGACUUAUGUCACAAGGCCUUGUCGGAUUGGAACCUGUCGCCCCACGAAACCCUCUUCUCAGCCGGUCCAACCUGUACGAGCAUGCUGAUUGUGGCUCGUGGUACCAUCUGGUAUCGUAGCAUGCGGGGGGCGUCAGCCGAGCUGGUGUCAAAGCCGGUUGUGUCGAGCAGCUUUCGACGGCGAUCCUGGGCGUCGAUUCUUCCCAUGGACGGCCGGCAGCCUUUGUCCGCCUCACAACUGGAAGCAGGAGAUUGGCUGUGUGAGGCCUGCCUUUGGACAUCAUGGCACUACAUGGGAAAGGCGAUGUCUGAGACGCCAGCCACCCUCUUGUGCCUGAGCCACCAAGCCUUAAUAGAGCUGGUAUCCGCGCACAAGGAGGUCCGCAGUAAGGUCUACAUGUAUGCACGCGUCUUCGUGAGAGAGCUCAACGACAUGGAGGAGGAUGAGGUGUCGGACCUGCGUCUCCACAUGGGAGGACUGGCAUGCCUACAGAAUCGCUCCUGUGAAGCCUCGCCGUUAUAG
Molecule: messenger RNA, 1962 nt
Organism: Symbiodinium necroappetens
Lineage: Eukaryota; Dinophyceae; Suessiales; Symbiodiniaceae
Source: the annotation of a GenBank genome assembly